Aspergillus heteromorphus CBS 117.55 is the source of this 830-nucleotide messenger RNA. RefSeq lists its product as uncharacterized. The record is from RefSeq and is a predicted model, not a curated record. NCBI's taxonomy places the organism in Eukaryota, Fungi, Ascomycota, Eurotiomycetes, Eurotiales, Aspergillaceae. The transcript has a single exon. Bases 117 to 716 code for a protein of 199 amino acids.
GGGUGAAGCCUCGGCCUAGUGCCGAGUAGCGGCGCCCUAGUCGGCCUAGUCGGCCCCCGAAUGGGGCCCUUCUCCACGUUGGGCAAGAAUGCCUCGCCUGCCCUUCCUUGAGUUUGAUGGCCUGCUCGGAUGACGGUGUCCUGCAGUUCAGCUGCCGUCAGCCACAGCCGUCGUUCGCCGCGCGCAAACCAGGCACUCCCUCCCAGGCCCUCUCUAGGCAUGCCGAAUGCUCACCACGGUCGGACCCGGCUCGAACUCAAUCAUCGCUGCUCGCUUCCGACUCUGGUAAUGUCAUCGAGAUCCGGGAACCAUGGGCGUGUUUGACAUGCGCCCCGAUCCAGUUCCAGCGAGCAGUUCCAGACAGCCAGACACCAUCCCCUGGCCUCCCCGGGCCAAGAUGGGCCCCCGAAGGUUCUACCACACGCCAGAGCCGAUGCCGUGGGCCAACGAGAGCCCGUCCCCCGUCUCCUCCUCCUUUCCCCGACGAGGGCCGUGGAACCCGAGGUUCUGCCUCGCCCCUUGGGACCACUCACCACCGGCCGUUCCCCAGCAUUCCGGCCCUUCUGACUGGCCCGUCGGCUUCGGCCGGCCCUCCAGACCAGGAAGCCCGUCGAGCCAGCAUCAUGGCUGGCGGCCGAUGCCAUGCCCCGGCGGCACACGCUGCCUGCACUCGGCUCUCCACAGGUCGGCUCUCGUGGAUCUUUUUUCCCUGUUGAUUUUUUUUUCUUGCGUCGCUCAUACGAUGCGGAGCAUAAAAGGGGGCUUGUCUCCCCAGAUUCUGUCUCUCGAGUCGGGCACUUUCCAUCUUCCAUUCCACCCCGAUCUUCUCU